Messenger RNA from Solanum stenotomum, 786 nucleotides. RefSeq names its product reactive Intermediate Deaminase A, chloroplastic-like. The record is from RefSeq and is a predicted model, not a curated record. Bases 67 to 591 code for a protein of 174 amino acids. Gene Ontology annotation, molecular function: deaminase activity. NCBI's taxonomy places the organism in Eukaryota, Viridiplantae, Streptophyta, Magnoliopsida, Solanales, Solanaceae. Gene Ontology annotation, cellular component: cytosol. The transcript is spliced from 6 exons.
GCAUGAAAUUAAUAAAUAUUACACUACUUAGUAAGUGAUUUAUUAGUAUAUUUCAAAUUAUUCAAAAUGGCGUUCUCCGUCGCAUCGGGAAGCUUCUAUAUGCCGGCAACGGCAGUAAACGCCGGGCACAGCCGUACUCCGAUGGCCAUCGGAAUUGGACGCGUGUCAGUUGCUAAUUCACGCGCUCCUUUCGUUUGCUUAGCCAGUACCGGUAAAAAGGAGGAAAUUAGUACAGAUAAGGCACCAGCUGCAGUGGGGCCAUAUUCUCAAGGAAUUAAGGCUAAUAAUUUCAUUUAUGUAUCUGGUUCUCUAGGUCUUAUUCCUGAGACUGGAGCACUCAUAUCAGACAAUGUGGAGGAUCAAACAGAACAGGCUCUGAAAAAUAUUGGGGAGAUACUUAAAGCUGGCGGUGUUAGCUAUUCUGCAGCUGUUAAGACAACAAUCAUGUUGGCUGAUCUAGGGGACUUCCAGAAAGUCAAUGCAAUUUAUGCUAAAUAUUUUCCAGAUCCUGCACCAGCACGUUCAACUUUUCAAGCAGCAGGAUUACCCCUGAAUGCAAAAAUUGAAAUUGAUUGCAUAGCAGUAUGUUAAACAGAUUCAAGUCUUCAACUUCCAUGGCAGCUAUGAUUUUAGAUUCAAAUAAAGUUAAAUAAAGGAGAUUUAAGUCUUUAAUUCAGAGUCUCUUGAUACUCUGCUUUAGAUUCAAUCUCCAUUGCUGCAGAGUGCAGCACCAAUAAAUUCUGUAAAAAAGGGCUCUUUCAGUCCACAUAAUAAGAAUUCAUCGAG